CAACAAAUUAAACAGAAAGCCUGUUUUUUGACAGCAGCCCAUUCUAGUAGUCAUCAUUCCUUUUCUAGUUGCAGAGAUUAUUGGUGGCUUGUAUCAUGGCUGACCCACCACCCAACAUCACCAUAAUCGUCCUCUUUAACCUCUGUCCACCUAUUUAAAAGCCUUUGAUCUUCAUUUUUCAUAGCAGCUUUCAAAAAAAUGGUCAACCUCAAAUGGGAUUUUGGUUUUCUCCAUGUUUUUCUUGCUAUCUUCUUCUUUUUCUCAAUCGAUUUCUUUGUGGGUACUAGUGUUAUUGCAUCUUCUUUGACAGACCCAGUUGCCCAGCGAGAACUAGACAGGGUUCUAGAGCUGCCAGGCCUGAACUUUAAUAUUAGCUUUCAACAUUACUCUGGGUAUGUCACUGUCAAUGAAAAAUCUGGGAGAGCUCUCUUCUAUUGGUUCAUUGAGGCUGUUGAGGACCCUGAUUCCAAACCCCUUGUUCUUUGGCUCAAUGGAGGACCUGGAUGUUCUUCAAUUGGUUAUGGAGAAGCAGAGGAAAUAGGCCCAUUCCAUAUCAGGCCAGAUGGGAAGACUCUUUAUUUGAAUCCUCAUUCUUGGAAUCAAGUUGCAAACAUUCUGUUUAUUGAUUCCCCUGUUGGAGUUGGUUAUUCAUACUCAAACACUUCCUCUGAUUUGCACAAUAAUGGUGAUAGAAGGACAGCUGCUGACUCACUUGCAUUUCUGCUGAAGUGGUUUGAGCGUUUCCCACAGUAUAAAGGAAGGGAUUUCUAUAUCACUGGGGAAAGCUAUGCUGGACAUUAUGUUCCUCAGCUAAGUCAAGCCAUUGUGAGGUACAACCAAGCAACAAAGAAUAAGGCAAUUAAUUUGAGGGGUUAUAUGGUGGGAAAUGCUCUGACUGAUGACUACCAUGAUCACUUGGGGAUUUUUGAGUUUAUGUGGGCAGCUGGUUUGAUUUCUGAUCAAACAUACGAGCAACUUAAUCUUCUUUGUGAUUUUCAAUCAUUUAUCCAUUCGUCAGAGUCUUGUGAUCAGAUUCUAGACGUUGCCAGUGAAGAACUUGGAGUCAUUGACCCAUAUAGCAUAUACACUCCUCCCUGCAAUUCAAAUGUAAGCAGGUCAAAUAAGUUGCUCAAGAGGAUCCAUAAAAUUGGUGAUGUCAGUGAGAAGUAUGAUCCUUGCACUGAGGCACACGCAGUUGUGUACUUCAAUCGACCUGAGGUUCAGAAGGCACUACAUGUUUCACCUGUAUUUGCAUCAUCCAAUUGGGAAUCAUGCAGUGAUAUUGUAAGCAGUAACUGGAAGGAUUCACCUAGGACGGUGCUGGAUGUUUAUCAUGAGCUCAUACGCGCAGGACUCCGAAUUUGGAUGUUCAGUGGUGAUACAGAUGCUAUCAUCCCGGUGACGUCUACUCGCUAUAGCAUAAAUGCUCUCAAGCUUCCGACGAUAAAACCUUGGCAUGCUUGGUAUGAUGAUGGACAGGUGGGCGGAUGGAGCGAAGAGUAUGCUGGACUUACCUUUGUUGUGGUGAGAGGAGCAGGACAUGAAGUUGCUCUUCAUAGACCUAAGCUUGCUCUUACACUCAUCAAAGCCUUUUUAUCAGGAACAUCAAUGCCAACAUUUGAACUAAUUGAUGCCUCAUGAUGAUUCUUGUUUAUCUUGGAGACUUGAUCAUUUGAACAUUGUAUUAUUGGAAGGGUUAGUUCUUGGAUUGCUUGCUUCAUAUUCUACCAACAUUCUUUCUUGAAUGUGAAAUGCAAAUGUUGGGAUUUAUUUUAGUAUUGAUUGAUGGAGUAUGAGAUUCUUGGAGUC
Messenger RNA from Manihot esculenta (cassava), 1809 nucleotides. Its product is annotated as serine carboxypeptidase II-2. NCBI's taxonomy places the organism in Eukaryota, Viridiplantae, Streptophyta, Magnoliopsida, Malpighiales, Euphorbiaceae. The coding region runs from base 199 to 1641 and encodes 480 amino acids. Gene Ontology annotation, cellular component: vacuole. Gene Ontology annotation, biological process: proteolysis. The transcript is spliced from 10 exons. Gene Ontology annotation, molecular function: serine-type carboxypeptidase activity. The record is from RefSeq and is a predicted model, not a curated record.